CGACUUCUUUGACUGAUGGGAUUUUGGUGAGCUCGCAUGAACUUGUCGCUUUUUGAGUGUGAAAGAGUGCAAGAAGAGCAACACACCGCUGCUCAAGGUGACCGGCAAUGCCAACCUGUCGGCUUUACGUCGGCAACUUGCCCAAAGACCGUGCGGUGGAGAGAAAUGAGUUGGAGGAGAAGUUCGAGAAGUUCGGCAGGGUGGUAGAUAUUUGGAUUGCCAGGCAGCCCCCAGGGUUUGCGUUUGUCACCAUGGAUGAUGAGAAAGAAGCGCAGGAUGCUGUGAAAGAGCUAGAUGGAGCCAAAGUGGGUGGUGAGCGUAUCCGCGUCGAGGUUUCGAAGGGAGGCGAACCGCGGCGCGGCCCGCCGCCAGCGCGCCGGGACUCUAGGAGUCGAAGUCGGCGCGGCGGAGGCCGAGACAAGAAGAGAAGAAGGCGUUCGCCUAGCUACUCCGACUACUCCUAUUCUGACUCACGCUCGC
Effrenium voratum is the source of this 480-nucleotide messenger RNA. Lineage: Eukaryota; Dinophyceae; Suessiales; Symbiodiniaceae. The record is from the annotation of a GenBank genome assembly.